Molecule: messenger RNA, 3436 nt
Organism: Misgurnus anguillicaudatus (oriental weatherfish)
Lineage: Eukaryota; Metazoa; Chordata; Actinopteri; Cypriniformes; Cobitidae
Gene: tm6sf2b
Product: transmembrane 6 superfamily member 2b
Biological process (GO): lipid homeostasis; regulation of lipid metabolic process
Cellular component (GO): endoplasmic reticulum membrane; endoplasmic reticulum-Golgi intermediate compartment membrane
Source: RefSeq, a predicted model, not a curated record
UUUAGUAAGACCCACAGAGCAGCAGUACAUUUUUUAGCUUACAAAAUACCACAAGUACACAAAAUCCUCUGUUUACUGUCGCAGCUUUGGCAAAGCUUUCCUUUUUUGGCACCCAUGCCUUUGAGGAAUUGGACCAAAAGUAAACAGUAUUAUGUAAAUGUAUGACUAAAUCAAAUUAAGCACUUUUCCAAAAGCCCCUUUGUUUGGCUCAAUUAUAAUGCGGCUCUCACAGUUGCACUGUGAAGUGGCUCAUGCAAAAAUUUGGAGAGGGUGUCACUGAUCUCCAGCUGUGGACACUUGGACUGAACGGCAUAUUUUUUACUUUAACACAACAAUGGCACAGGAGAUAUGCGUUUUUCUAUUUUCAUUGACAGCUCUUGGUGUUCUUUACAUUAUGAACAAUGUUCCAGCAUUUCAAGAGCCGUUGGUUAUUCUGGAGACUGGAGUGGCUGUUCUUUUGGCGGUGUUCAUUUUGGUCUACGCUGCUACUCGCCACAAUCCCCCCAAAGAUCCUUUGUUCUACGUUUUUGCCGAAUUUUCCUUCACUUGUGUCAUUGACCUCACAAGCGCUUUGGAAUACGACGGCUUCAUCUCUGGAUUCAUGGAGUUUUACCAGGAAACGGGUGAGCCGUAUCUCGAUACGCCGUAUGCCAUUAUGAUGUGCUACUGGGAUGGCAUUGUGCACUUUAUCAUCUACCUGAUGUUGGUGCAUCGCAUGUCAAACAGGAAACAGUACCGUACAUUGGGGCUUUUUUGGUCUGGAUCACUGUGUGCCAAUAUGAUCGUGUUUGUGCUGGGAAUAGUGGCUGGUACAUAUGGCUCAGAGAUUCGUCCUGCCUUCUGGCUAAACAUGCCCUUUUUGCUGGUACCCAUAUGGGGAGCGGUGUCCCUGUUCUCCAGGCCGAAGGACGUGCCUCUUGUGGGUGCAUCCAAGGCUGAACGUGAACAGAAAAAGGUUUUAAUAUGGCGUCCAGUGGACCUGGGUCUUGUAAUUUACUUAGUGGCUGCCAUGGGCUUCAGUCUCUUUAGAGGACUGGCAGUUCUUGAUUGCCCACUGGAAAUCCUCGAACGAUAUGUGACAGAGUACGAACCAUAUCUGAAGGAUCCUGUGGGCUUUCCCAAACUUAUGAUGUUGUUGCUGCUGUUCCAUGGGUUUCCAGUGCUGGGUUCGUUUGUAUUUGGGCUGUGCACACCAGGCUGCAGCUGGAUGCUGGACUGGACGGUGUUUUUUGCAGGUGCCAUUUUACAGUGCCAGUGGUGUCAUAUAGGAGCUUCCCUGCACCCACGUACCGGAGAAAUGUUCAGAACCCCUUCCACGUCCCUGCUGCCCGUCCUCCUGCUCAACCUGCUUUAUGCCGCUGGUCCUGUAGUGCUCGCUCUGCGCUGCCAAAGAGACCCAGAAUAUUUCAUUACCAUUGCACCUAAGGGCCAAACUAAUCAUGAGAAGAAACUAAUCUAAACGCUAAGCUAAUUGUUAAAUUUUUGGGUUUAAUUUUAACGCAAAGGUUGGGCUCGUCCAUAUUUGACCCAACCCAUGUUGAUCAUGCAUUUUUGCUCAGUAUAUAAAGCCAACUUCAAGAUUUAAUUGGCAUUCGGAAUAGGGUGGCCAUUCGUGCCAGUUCCGCCGGACACGUCCCAAACAUGUUUUCGCGUUCGUUCUCUGGAAGUCGCGUUGGUCGACCGCAUACGUCAUCAAGGUUUAAUAUUUCGGGUUUAAUUUCAGAAAAGCAACCGUUACAUUUUAAGGUAAGAAUGAAACUACAAUGGUUGUAUGUCUUAAAAGAAAUAAAUCUUAAUUUUCUAAUGUAUUUUAACUGAAAUGUGAUGACGUAUGCGGUCGAGCAACGCGACUUCUGGAGAACGAACCCGAAAACAUGUUCGGCGGAACUGGCACGAAUGGCCACCCUAAUUCGGAAGCACUACACGUUAGUACUGAAAGAUUUUUCGACGUGUUUGUAUUAUAGGUUAUGUCACAAUACAUUUUUGGGGUCCUGAAAAGCCAAACUUUUGAAAUUGGUUUCAAUGUGCAAGUUUUGAAAAUUACUGUGUUAUCGUUUCCUUGUAAACGACAAAAACUCAAAUCUGUGAAAAGGUGACAUGAUGUGCAUGUGUAUUAUGUAUUCAGUCUGAAGACGGUUUCAUCGGGCAUACAUACGUUGUCAUGGUAACGCGUCUGGACGGAACUUAACUUCCGGUCUUUCGCGUUUGGAUGGAACUUAACUUCCGGUCUUUCUUUGUUCAAUUGUCUGGCCCGUUUUAUAGUUGUGCGUUAGUUCGGCUAUCCGUAGCCUGUGCGUAGCUCUGCGUAGCCUUACGUGCACCUCACAAAAAUUUUAACAUCGCAUCAGUUCUAUGCGGUCCACCAGAACCCCUCCGUCAGGUAAAAAACUGCGUCAUAGGUAUAUCCGUUUGCGACGGUGAAAACAAAGAAUGGCCAAGUUGAUGAGUGAUUCAACUCAAACUGCAACAAAAGUCGCUGUUUAUUUACUUCCAUCAUUGCUGGUCAUCUCAAAUCAUACACAACAAGUUGCUGUUUCUUCUUCGUUUGUUGGUUAUCUUGCCAAGCUUCUUCUUUUUUGACGGUCGCGCUGCUACUGUGGUUAUAUGCGUGGAUACUGCCUACCAGCGGUCUGCGCGCAUGUUUGCACAUCGACGCGGACGGCGACGCAAAAGUAUAAAUGAAAACCGACGCGGAACCUACGCCAUCGCGGCUACGCCGUAGGACCUACGCACAACUAUAACGAGGCUUUAAUAUGAACUCUGGAACAAAUACCUCAUCGAAAAUAACAAAUGUUCUGGUUUCCUAAAGAUCAGGAGAGAUUGCAAUUAUGGAUCACCGCUAUGUGAAUGGAGUUUUGGCAGCCAAUAUACAUUAUAGUACACAUUUACACAGUUGCUAUGUUUACAUGCACAAAAUUUGAAUUUAAUCCGAUUGAAGGUUACGACAAUACAGUUUACAUGCACCCUAAACAUUGUAAUCUGAUUAAAAUGUUUGUUUACAUGUACAUUCUAUAUAAUCCGAACCGAACGUCUGUGCAAGCACACAGCCAGGAUUGCCAGCUUCGCGUAUCAAAACCAUCUCAAUGGACAUUCAAAACUAGCCCAAAGGCAUCCCAAUGACUGUCCACAGCCCAAAUACCUAUAACUACCGAAAUCCUUUUAUCUAUAACCCGCAGAAACCAACCUGCGAAGACAGUUUAAUUUGCUCAAAUCUGAACUAGAAAAAAGCAGAGGACUUGGCAACGCCACCCAGUGCACAACAUCUCUCGAUAAGUUCACGCUUUAUUUCUGAAUAAAAGUACAAAGCUGAGUUGGAGAAAGUUGUUGUUAAGAAGUUUUCAGAUAUGGGCAAUGAAAACACAAUUUUCAAGAAGCACGACGCUAUUUUAUUGCUGUAUGCAGAAAUUUAUUGCAGAGAUAAACUACGCUAAAGGAC